GUCAAAGUGUUCUCUGAAGUUGAGAUGAUUUAACAUUUCAUAUUUGCAUGCUAUUAAAUCUGCAUGCGAUCAAAUAUUUAGCUUUACUCAUAAUCUUGAACAGAAAUUAUAGGUUUCUUGUAGGAGCGUGCGUAUUUUGUUACAAGUUUUAUUUUGAGAAUAAACAAUUGAUUAUUUGACAGACAAUCUUCUGAAAUCUACCAUUUUUAAAAUUAUCCGUUAAUAAGCUUGUCUUGUUUGAAUUAGUUUAAGGACCUUAAUUCUGGAUGGAUAUAGACUUCUAACCGUUCUUGAAUUUACAUCAUGUGUUAAUUUUGUUUUGAAAAGUGCUUUGUGACUAAAGGAUAUUAUGUAGGUUUUAUAGAUUAGGAUUUUGGUAUUUCCUCAUAAACCUGGAAUAAUUUAUCCACAUUUAGGCUAAAACCGUUGAUUAGAAAAAAACUAUUAAAAAUGUAAACUAGUGUCGACAUGUCUGUUAUUUAGGUUAAUGUGUUAUAGCGUCACACCUUAUACACUCCGGUUACACCCAUAGACUAUAUAAGAAGGUUACACCAAUGUGGGAUCAGAAUUUUUGCAUUAUAAGUAUAGGGCUGAAUAUUGAUCAAUUAUUUUCAAACCAAUUCAAAAUUGUAUAGCUUAAUCUCUACUGGAUUGUUACAACACUCAUACGUUGAAUUUUAAAUGUAGACGCUGCGGAUCCUUUCAACACUAGAGUCCGACUCCACACGGUGGAAUUAGCAGGCAACACCGGAAGUUGCGUCGGUGGCGCGAAUAAUAACAAAGCUGAUGUUUCAAUUUUGCGAAGCUAUUAUCGUUAAAUUAUUAUAAAAUGUACAGACAUUUACCCAACACGGUGGAGACCGUUUGUUUAUGUUAAUAUGUAAAGUUAUUUUAUGUAUUUUUAACAUUAUAACGUUACGCUUGGCAUCAAAGAACAGUUCGCCAUGUCUAAAGGAGACAGAGAUGGCUUCAUUGUGAAGUUUGUGGAAAAUAAAGCACAAAAAACUGAGUAUGCUGCCAAGGCUUACGAGGCCAUUUUGGAGCUGCAGUCUGACAAGUACUUAAAAACCAUCGAUGAAGAUGCAGUUUUACAGAUGGACCAGAAGGACAAGUCUCUGUUUGUCUUCAGCAGCUUCACCACACCGGCCUUUCUGCACUGCAAGAAGCUUGGCUGCCGAGUGGUAAGUCCACUGGUGGUGUUGUACUGCCUGCAGCAGCAUCAUUGCGUCCCCAAAGCAGAGAAGCCCGUCUAUAACAUGGCCAUGGCUGACAUCACUAUUUCCUGCACCAGCUUGGAUAAAGCUACACGGGCAGAUGUGAUGGAUCUGGUUCAACUCAUGGGGGGACGGGUCUAUCUUGAUCUAAAUGUAUCGGUCACACACCUGAUAGCCGGAGAGGUGGGCAGCAAGAAGUACCUGGUAGCGGCCAGCCUGGGUAAACCCGUCCUGCUGCCUUCAUGGGCCAAAGCCUGCUGGGAGAAAUCUCAAAACAGCUUUUUCAGGUAUACAGAUCUCCCCAUUGAGGACUAUCUGUGCCCUGUGUUGCGUGGCUGCACUGUUUGUGUGACAGGCCUCUCCAGCACAGAGCGUAAGGAGGUGCAGCGGCUCUGUGAUCAGCACGGAGCCAACUACACUGGUCAGCUCAAAAUGAACGAGUGCACGCACCUCAUCGUUAGUGAGCCAACAGGUCAGAAGUACGAGUGUGCAAGGAAGUGGAACGUGUACUGCGUGUCUCUGCACUGGCUGUUUGACAGCAUAGAAAAGGGCUUUUGUCAAGACGAGAGCAGGUAUACUGUGGAGCGUAAUGCAUUAAAGAGCACUCGACCGCACACUUCCACCCCCACUGGCACCAACAGGAAGGAGGAGGGUCCGUCUCUGUUGGGCUUGAGCCACAUCUCUGUGAAUGCUAGCAUGACAAUAAAUGACACAGUUGUCACUAACGGCACCAUCAGCCGCCUGGAAGCUCCCGACCCCAUUGAGACUCUGGAUCUCACCGUCUGCCCAGCUGAUGAUGUCUUUGAUGGCUGUAAGCUGUACCUGUGUGGCCUGCCAGGGAAGAAGCUGGAGAAGCUGCGGCGUCUUGUGAACACUGCAGGUGGUCUGCGUUUAAACCAGCCCAGUGAGGAACUCACACAUGUGGUCAUGGGAGAGCUGGACCAGGACCUCAAGAGUUUUCUGUUCAAAGCAACACAUAGACCCCAUGUAGUAACAGUGCAGUGGCUGCUGGACAGUUUCCACAAAGGUAGUCUGCUCCCAGAAGAGCGUUACCUCCACCCUGACUGUCUGCCUCCGGCCUCGGCUGCUGUCUCUGUGUCUGCCCGCCGCACUCUCUCCUCCCGGCAUUCAGCCGGUCCCCCCGCAGCCAGUCCCAGCACUCCCAGGCAGACCAGAGCAGAGGAAGAUCUGCUCUCUCAGUACAUGGAUGAUGACCCUACAGUCGUGGACAUGCCUCCACCUGCAGAGGGCAACAGCAGGAAGUCCAUCAGUACACCUGCUCAGUCUUGGGCACCAAACCUCACCAGAGGACCAGAGGCAGACUCCACCCUGCAGGAAGCCAGCGAGGCAGGCCUGUUUUUUGGGAAAUGUUUCCUUCUUGUGGGCUUUGGUGCCGAGGCAGAGACCCAGCUCUCGCUACUGGUGACAGAAAAUGCAGGCAGGGUGCUGAUGGGCCGUACACGUGUUGUGGCAGACUAUGCAGUGGUCCCACUGUUGGGCUGGUCAGUGGAGGCCACAGUGGACGAGGUGGUCACUGAUACCUGGCUGGCCAUGUGUGUGGAGAAGGAGUGUGUUCUGCAGCUGUCCUCCAACCCUUUGUUCACACCCGUUCCUCUGAUGGAUGGACGUUUUCCUCUCAGAGAUUGCGUCCUCUCUGUCAGCCAGUUCACGGGAGCAGAGAGGGAGUCUUUGAUGGAGCUGGCCAAGAACCUCGGAGCCAAUGUCCAGGAUUACUUUGUGCGCCUGGCCAACCAGAAGAAAGGGAUGCUGGCCAGCACUCAUCUGGUGCUGCAGAGCCCCGAAGGCACAAAGUACCAAGCAGCAAAGAAAUGGGGGCUUCCAGCCGUCACCAUGCACUGGAUUCUGGGGUCUGCUCGGACCGGCCAGAGGGCAGAGGAGGGGCGCUUUCUAGUUGACCUGCCAGCCUCACCAGAGAGGGAUGAUGAGAGUUUUGUCGGUGGCUCCCAGAGGCCAGCCAUGCCUCCACCGGCACGCUCGUCUCCAGAGAUCCCUUUGCUGGGUCUCCAGAGCGGUAAGGCCGUCACUCCGCUGGAUUUGGGUCGCCUCCGGAGCAAAGUGUUACGCUCUGUGUUGGAUGAGAAGAAGCCCAAAGAGGACAUCAGCACCCCCAAACAAAACCAGGAGGGCGGCAGAAGGAACCCCCCUCAGAACGAGGCCUCCCUGCAGCUGGACACUCCCUCCCGUUUCCUCAGCAGAGACCAGCUAUUCAGGCCGUCUUUCAACUUUAAGGAUGCUCGAGGAGCAUUGGAGACUCCAGCGGGAAAAUCCAAACCAGGAGAGAUGGUGGAGACCCCUCUGACUGACGUCAUCAACAGGAACCUGAAGGUGUCUAUCGCCAAUAGCUCCCGAAAGAGCUCCUCAGAUAUGCAAGCCAUCACUGCCAGCCCCCAAUUAACCAAGACGACUGAGAAGGAGGUCCCAGAAAAAGAAGCCGGCCCUCUGACUGGUGUUGUGAUCUGUGUGGGAAAGAAGCUGAGCAAAAUGCAGAGUGAACUCAACGCCAUCGCUGCCUCGCUCGGAGCCGACUUCAGGUGGGCUUGUGAUGAUACCGUGACACACUACCUCUACCAGGGCCGAGUGGGGGACAACACCCGGGAGUACAGAGGAGUGAAGGAGAGAGGGCUGCAUGUGGUCUCCCAGUACUGGCUGCAGGCUUGUGCUGAGGAACAAAAGCACGUCCCCGAGUCUCUGUACCCUUUCACCUACAACCCCAAGAUGAGCCUGACCCUCAGCCAGGUGCCCAGCAGCUCUCAGAGGUCUCCACCGUUUACACGAACCCAACUCAAAGAGAUCACAGAGGCAAAGGACGAGAAGUGUGGACACAUUGCCACAGAAGAACCCUCAACGUUGCGCCGUGUCAGCGAUGGCAGCGUAGAUAAAGAAGACACGAAUGAUGCCGCAGAGAGAAGCGAUGUCUCAGAGACUCUGGAAAUGAGAGAGAACCUGCAAAGACAGCUCCAGGAGAUCAUGUCGGCCACCAAGCUGACGACAGGGAGGCGUACCUCGGUCAGACUCAGCAGGAUGGGAUCGGGAGGGGGCGACUCGGACCCCCACACACCUGAUGGGAGCCGUUUCGGACGCUGCGGGAGCAGACGUACUCUGGAAGCUCUGAGGGUUACCAGAGAAGCAGCUCUGGACAUCAACACAGAGCCGUCUCAGAGUGAACAGAUAGUUUGGGACGACCCUACAGCCAGGGAGGAGCGGGCCAAGCUGGCUGAUAACUUACAGUGGCCCGGAAGUCCGUCGCAAUACUCUGAGCCUCUCGCACCUCCACCUCCUCCCACCGCAGAGAACGGCCCUCAGUUGAGGGACACCAUGACGGACUCUGAGCUGGUGGAGAUGGCUGCUUGUGACGUCAUCGAGCAGCACAUGGGCCAGAGAGUCACCGCGGCUCCAACAGAGCAGCCCGAGAAUGACAUCCUCACUCCCAAAGCGCCCAGCAUCGCCUUCCCUCUGGCCAACCCCCCGGUUGCACCGGAGCCGCAGGAGGAGCGUGAGGAAGAGAAGCAGCCGCCCAGAUUUCAGCUGUCCUCCCUCAGCCCACAAGAACGCAUUGAUUACAGUCACCUCAUAGAGGAGCUUGGCGGUGUAGUCCUGGACAAGCAGUCGUUCGACCCCAGCUGCUCCCACAUCAUCGUAGGGACUCCUCUGCGUAACGAGAAGUACCUGGCAGCCAUGGCGGCGGGCAAAUGGAUCCUGCACCGCUCGUACCUGGAGGCCUGCCGCUCUGUGGAUCGCUUCAUCCAGGAGGACGAGUACGAGUGGGGCAGUAGCUCCAUCCUGGAUGCGCUGCCCUCCAUCACCUCCCAGCAGAGGAGGCUGGCGUUAUCGGCCAUGCGCUGGAGACAAACCCUGCAGGGACGCUCGGAGCAAGAGGGAGCCUUCAGUGGAUGGACGGUCAUGCUGAACAUCGACCAGAACAGAGAGUCGGGCUUCAGGCGGUUACUGCAGUCUGGCAGAGCCAAGGUGCUGCCGAGUCCCUCCCCGUCCUUGUACAAGGAGGCCUCUCACCUGUUUGCAGACUUCAGCCGGCUGAAGCCCGGAGACUUCAGAGUGGACGUGUCGGAGGCCACCGCCCACGGAGUCCAGUGCCUGAAGCCGGAGUACAUCGCAGACUACCUCAUGCAGGAGCCCACCCCGCCUAUCGAGCUGUACCACCUGACCGAAGCUGCCUCUGAAGAAGCUCCAGGCACUCCGUCACGUAAGCGCAAAGCAGCCGCAGACAACUCCAGGCUGAAGAAGACGCGUCUGAACUGAAAUGUAGCCCCUAAAUAUUGUCUUUGAAAUUAUUGUAAAUAACACUUUGUAUCUCUUAUGCCUGAAAUAAAAUGACUGUACCAUUUGUGUUGGAAUCCUAAAUCCAGUGCGUUGCAGUCGGUGCAGUGAAGUGUGAGAGUGUAGCCAUGAUGGAUGACUUAAUGAAGGUCUGACAGAAAGUGUCGAGUCACGUUCUGUAAUUGGGUGCAAUAAUACUGUGUGGCCUGUAGAGGGCAGUACAUCGUCACUGUCUGACUCAGGACUGUGUUACAAGUGAUUCCUCAGCAACACAAUGAAAAAUGAUUAGCCGUUAAUAACUUUAUUUAUUUUCCUGUUGACUGAUACUUACGUUAUAAUUGUGUGGUGUUUCCCCGCAACAAGAAGUCAAACCAGUCGGCCGUACUCUUCCUCACCCAUGUGAUCAUGGCCCACUUGUAUCUGCUGUUGAUCUCCCCAUGCAGAAAAACAGAUUUUGUUUACCCGUUGUUGAUUUCGGCCUUUGGACGAGCAAUGUGCUGUUUCAUACCAGGGUGCCAGCCGAAGUUAGAUGCCCCUGUUGCCUCCCAUAUGGUCGGAUAAGUGGUUUAACCUCAUAAUAGAUCGACCAGCUGACGGCCUCCGCACAGAAUCAGCGCUGAGCUGCUGUUUAAGAGGUGUGGGAUUAGAGGAGAAAGAGCUGCUCUGACAGAGGAGCAUGACUCAGGCUGCUGAGUCUAAAAGCCUCUCGCGGCCUCCAACGAAGGAAGGAGUAGCUUGAACAAAAAUCCACUCCUUACCACCAACACUACUCUCUGUUAUUCAUAUAUAACAGUGGUUCCCCACCUUUUUGACGAAUGGUCCAUUUAGAACGAAGCUAUUGUGACACCUGGUCACACGUUGCAUAUGGUAAUAAGUUGUGAGCUGUUCCACCUGUGGUUUUCAAAUAUUUACGUUUAAGGCCUGAAACUAUCCAAUGUUUCACGAGAA
This is a messenger RNA of Anarrhichthys ocellatus (wolf-eel), 6458 nucleotides long. It is a transcript of the gene topbp1, whose product is annotated as DNA topoisomerase II binding protein 1. NCBI's taxonomy places the organism in Eukaryota, Metazoa, Chordata, Actinopteri, Perciformes, Anarhichadidae. The transcript is spliced from 28 exons. Gene Ontology annotation, biological process: DNA replication initiation; mitotic G2 DNA damage checkpoint signaling; mitotic DNA replication checkpoint signaling. The record is from RefSeq and is a predicted model, not a curated record. The coding region runs from base 945 to 5492 and encodes 1515 amino acids.